UACUGAAUGCCAAAUAUCUUACGAUUCUAUGAAGCAGCUCCAGGCUCAGAGGACUGCCUUCUUACUCAUCGAGAUCUACAACAAUGUCUUCUGAUCAAAGGAACCGCCCUCCAAGAAGUAACAGAAAGGGAAGCUGUUGUUUACAAAAAGGGAAAUUUUAUCAGCUGUCACGGAUGUCUGGGAAUCCUACCUGUUAGUGCUUUUGUCAAUGGCGAACAGAAGAUAGUCGAGCUGCUUUUGCUCAUAAGUCAUUGCGAGUCAGUGGGCAAGCUGAAAGAUGCGGAGAUAUUUCGAAUCUCAGAUCUGGACGCUAGAGUUCUAAACGUGCCUGGAACUUCAAGAUACGAUCAAAUUCCAGGAUUAAGACAGACAGUUUUAACAACUAAAGGAUUUUUCACAGGCGGAAAGUCCUACUUUUGCGUUAAAAGAGCUGGAUCUGCUAGUGAAAUGUGUAUACAUCUUUCCCAGCAGCAACAGUUCAAGUACCAGCACUCAAAUGACCAGAAUGCAGCUUCUCACGCUUUGAAAUUUGUCUGGAAUCGUGGCAUGUUUAACAGGUUCAAUCAAUUUGAAGUUAGUGAUAAAUGGACAUUCAAAGUCAUUUGCGGCGGCGUAUCGAUGAAAAGUGUUAACAUACAGGGCGAGUAUGCUCAGCUGUGUGUGGUGUAUAGACAAAGCUGCGAGAGGGCGGGAACUCGAUUUUUGACUCGAGGAGUCGAUGAAAAUGGACAUGUUGCAAACUUCGUUGAGUCCGAAAUGAUUAUUAGUUGCAAUGACAAAUUGACAUCAUAUGUGAUGACAAGAGGAUCCAUUCCGUUGUUUUGGGAUCAGCCUGGAAUCCAAGUUGGAGCUCACAAAACGCGAUUUACAAGAGAAUACGCAUUUAGUUCUGCGGCAUUCCUGAAGCACAUGUACUUUAUGAAGAAACAGUACGAAAGAUUCGCAAUUGUAGAUCUACUAGGUGUAAACAGGGGCUCGGAAGAUACGUUGUCUAAGGCGUUUGCAAGUUAUUUGCAGCGAUUCCCUCUGACUAAAGCAGUUCCAUUUGUCCAUUUUGACUUCCACGCUGAAUGUCCAGCGUCAGACCAGGAACGUCGAAGAGCAGGAUUGCAGAAACUGCAUAACUUGCUGCAGAAUACAGUGUUAGGCGGCGUUGGUGGCUUCGGCUUUUUCUACUGUGACGACAAUGGCGCCCAAAACUCGGUUCGGAAUCAGCUUGGAGUGUAUAGAGUAAACUGCCUCGAUUGUCUGGACCGAACUAAUAUGGUUCAGGGAUUCAUCGCUGAGCGUGUUUUACCAGCAAUGCUUUCGGCGGUGUUUGGAAAUCAAGUUCAGCUCGCUAAGGAAAAGAUUUCUUUGCUUUUACCAGACAUGAUUAAACUAUGCGGAGACGAAGUUAGUAAAAUGUAUGCUGGAACUGGCGCAUUAAACGCGGACGAUAGAACGGGGAAACUUUUCGAUGCAGGUAAAAGUGCUGCUAGAACAUUUCAGAACAAUUUCUUCGACGAAGCCAAGCAACAGUCUUUUGAUUUGGUUCGAAACACGCUAUUCUCAGAUCAUCCGGUGUAUCAGAAAGCAAGGAUGCUUUGCAGUGAUACAGACAUAAAUGUGCCCUUCAAACUGAGAGAACUGAUAUGCGAUAACCAAAUGACGUUUACAGAGUUAGAAAAUAUUAGAGUGUGCAUUGGAACAUGGAAUGUGAACGGGGGAAAACAGUUUCAAAAAGAUGAAACGAAGGAUGAAACCGAUAUUUCUCUGUGGCUUUUCAACGCGCCUUCAGAAUCUCUUAAGCAGUUCCCUCCUGUUAAUGGUUAUGUCGCAGAAGGCGCCGAUUUCAACCAAAAUCCAGAUAUCUAUGCAAUUGGGUUCCAAGAAAUUGUAGACCUAGAUUUGAAAAAUAUGAUCUCAACAAGUCAUAUAACAGCAGAUGAAUGGCAUGAUAAACUAUCCCAAUUGUUUUGUCCAAAAGGAUAUUCUAGUGUUCUUAAAGGUUGUCAAUUAGUAGGUGUUUGUUUGUUUGUUUUUGUGAAAAACAAACACGUGCCCUAUAUAAAGGCGAUCGCCAGUCAGACUUUGAAAACUGGAAUGAAAGGAGCGGCUGGCAAUAAAGGUGGAGUUGCGAUUCGGUUCCAGCUGCACGCUACUUCAAUGUGUUUCGUGUGUUCUCACUUCGCAGCUGGACAGUCAAAUUUCGCAGAAAGAAACGCAGAUUUUCACUCACUUGCGUCCAGAUUUAAGUUUCCCCCCAUCAACCAGUCUUUGAAUGACCAUGACUAUGUGUUUUGGUGUGGAGAUUUCAACUACAGAAUAGACAUGGAAAAUGCGCUGACUAGAAAUUACAUUGAAAUGUGCCAGUGGCCGAAACUGUUGGAAAACGACCAGUUGACAUUGCAAAGAAGUGAAGAAAAUGUGUUUGAUGGUUACACGGAAGGCCCAGUGCUGUUCCCCCCAACGUAUAAAUAUGAUCUCCUGACUGACGAGUAUGAUUCGAGCGAGAAGUGUAGAACGCCUGCAUGGACUGACAGGGUUUUGUGGAAGAGGAGACAUGCGUUCUUCUACUUACCACAGGAGUACUGGCCCAAAGAUUUACAAUGGCCUGCAGGAGACCUCAUCUACUAUGGUCGGGCGGAGGUGAAGAGUUCAGACCACAGACCUGUGGUGGCCUACGUGGACAUACAGGUUCAGAGAGUGGACCAUGAGAGGAGGAGUCAGGUGAUUUCCAACCUCAUCCUCGAUAUAGGACCCCCCAACGGGGCUGUGCAUGUCAAACUGGUGGACUUGGCUGCACAGAACUGGGUGCAUAUGAGUAGUGAGUGGAGAGUACACUUGGAGCACUACUUGGCCGAGUACACUGAGGGGGGAGUGGUUGUGGGCAGCAGACAGGUGGGGGCAGACAUGGCCAGAAUCCUGUUCAGAGACCCUUCUCACGCAGUCAAAGCAGUCGCCCUCUCAGGACACAGAAUCACCACGUCUAUCGAAAUGCGGGUCGAGUUUGCUACUCGAGAUUUCGUCUCCGCCUACUCAUCCGAGUUAGACAGGCUCGAAACUGCGACCCAGGUAGAUGCAGAAAUUGCGGACCAGGUUGCCCAAAUAUUACCCAAAGAACAGCCAGUUCCAAUUGCAACACCUCUAAUUUCAUUCACACCUUUUCCCUCUCAACAAGCCACUGCUGUUUCUGAUGCAUCGGCGAUGCAGACUUCGAAUAGUGUAGUGAAACAAGCUCCGCCGAAAAGACCACCUCCCCCUAAAAAGAUACCCACAAGCCAUUCGACGGGGAAUCUGAACUCGAAUGCUGCUAAUUACCCAGGUAUGCCUGGGUCUUUUGUCGAACAGGCACCACUACUGGGGACUCCAUCAAAUGCUAUAGGCGAGAAGUCUCAGUCGUUUUUAAAUGUAGCCGAGCGAAAAAUCUCAACAGGAAGCGAGGUCGCUUCGAGUCAAUAUACCUCAUCACAAGGUCCUGACGUAAACUUCGACGUAACCUUCGACGUAAACAGUAAUUGCAGUUCGACAGUUGGAAGCUCCGAGAACGUAAACGUGAAUAACUUUCCUGCACCUCCCUCGAAUUGUAACAGUUACAUGGACUUGUCAGAUCCGCCAGCAGGACUACAAAGGAACCCUUCUUUGAACCAGAACAUUUCUCAUUAUAGCCAAGUUGUAGGAGAUAUAAGUCAGACGUCCAUAAAAUCAAACAAUAACUCAAACUGUUUCGAAAAGAAUUUAUUUAGCGAUGCUUAUUGUAGUGACGCAAUGAUUAACAGUGGAUCAGUUGGCUCUAACUGUGAUAAUGUUAAUCUAGUUAACGGUACUAGUGCAAAAACGAAACCCCAGAAUAUUGGUAAGGUGCCACCCCCAUUGCCGCCAAAAUCGGAUAAGAACAAAAAACCUAUACCCUUCAUGGUGCAAAAAUAACAGUAGUGAACUUAGAAGUUGCAACUUUCACUCAAAUUCUUUCCUGCAUUUUAUAUCGUAAAUAUCAAAAUUAUGAAUUGAUAGUUUUAAAGAUUUUUCUUUAUGAAAACCUACAUUACUGUCUUGUAAACGGCCUAAGUAUUAUAUUGAAGUGUAAUCGAUUUAGAUGUAUGGACGUUGGGAUUUAUCAAAGUAUCCCAUUAAACUUACUUAAAAUUGGUGCUUCCAAAAAUUUUCAGUUUCCAAGUUUCACCUUAGAAUUCAGUUUUUUAGACUUCCCUGCAAGAUGCUGUGAAUGAUAUAUUAAUUUAGAAAAUGCUUACAUAUGUUUGAAAAUACGUUUUGAAACAAAAUCUCCUGAGAAGUUUUGUUAAAUAGAGCUCAACUGUCAAUUUAUCCUAACAUAUUAGAUAUGUUUAGUAUAUCAGUAAUUUAUUCCUAAACUGUAUUUCACUAUAGUUAGUGUGCAAUUCCAAUUAUCUAUCAUUGUCAGGGAGCGGAAAAAAUUAAAUUUUUUGUCGCCAACAAAAAAGAAAGAAAAGUGGGUACAAAAACCUUCAAUUUUUUUAA
Symsagittifera roscoffensis is the source of this 4482-nucleotide messenger RNA. RefSeq names its product synaptojanin-1-like. Gene Ontology annotation, molecular function: phosphatidylinositol-4,5-bisphosphate 5-phosphatase activity. NCBI's taxonomy places the organism in Eukaryota, Metazoa, Xenacoelomorpha, Acoela, Convolutidae. Bases 7 to 3912 code for a protein of 1301 amino acids. The record is from RefSeq and is a predicted model, not a curated record. Gene Ontology annotation, biological process: phosphatidylinositol dephosphorylation. The transcript is spliced from 5 exons.